Messenger RNA from Setaria italica (foxtail millet), 2088 nucleotides. RefSeq lists its product as uncharacterized. NCBI's taxonomy places the organism in Eukaryota, Viridiplantae, Streptophyta, Magnoliopsida, Poales, Poaceae. The transcript has 10 exons. The coding region runs from base 1 to 1674 and encodes 557 amino acids. Gene Ontology annotation, biological process: transposition. The record is from RefSeq and is a predicted model, not a curated record.
AUGUGGGCCCACUAUGCUGCCGCCCCCGACGCCCUUGAUCGGGGUGGAAGGGGAUUCGCCAACAAGGCUGAGCGUGUCAAGGCCGAGUUGUGGGAUUUCUUUAGAUGCGAGCCAGGAUACGAGGCCAAGGCAGAUGUUGUGGCUGACAAAGCUGCCAAGAAACUCGUCAUGGACAUGCACUAUGAGGCGCGCGUCCAAGCCGUGAUCCAAUUCCACGCGGAACACCUUGGAGAGAGAAUCACUAAAAGGGACACUAGAACCAUGAAGCUGACCCGAGAACAAUACCUGCAGGGGUCGUUUUGCACUCUUCCGUUCAUGUUUAAAGGCACAGGAACGCUGGGCGUAUUGGAGAUUCAUCACUUUGGCUACCUACCUUCCAGGUCCAGCUGGCAACGGAUCAAUCGUCGCGGGGUCUUUCUUGGUGGUUCUCCUUUUGACAGUACAGUUUAUGAAGGUAUGGCUGGAGGAAGUGCCGGAAAGGAUACAGUGGAUGGAAUAACAAAGAGAAUAUCAGCUUUGCAAAAAGAAAGUUCCCGUUUAUAUGGCUUUAGAACGGCAGUCAAGGAAGUAAAUGAGAAGAAACAAGUUUAUCUGGAAACAGUCGGCGGGUUCAUCCAAGGUUUCCGGUUUAGCUAUGAGGAAGGAGAUAAAAUUUCUCAUGGGUCGCUGAUUCUGGAGUCUCGUUCAGAUGAGCUCAUUGAGCAUGAAGCUACAUUUCUUCUUCUACCAAAGGAUCAAGAUGGGAAGGGAGCUGCAGAGAGAAUAUUCCAAAGCACUCAUAAAGUGAAAGGUUCUGCUGCAAUAGCUAGUGCUCAUCUAAUUGCUGAAUGUGAAGAGCUAGAUACAUGGAUCGUCUGCUACGAAAAACUCGAAUGCCUUUUGCAACAUAAGGACUUGCCACCAUUUUAUGAACAGAAUAACGAGAUUUCAGGCUAUUGGAAAAAUCAACUAAGGGCUAUCAUUACUACCUUGUCAGACAUGGGGAUAAGAGAUUUAUAUCAUGGUGGCAUGGCAAAUUCUGCAAGCUAUGCUAUUCAAUCAUCUAUGAACAUCAAAUUAAUUGGUAUCAGUAAAGAGCCAAAUGACAAGAAAAAAUUCUUCUUUAACGAUCUUGAAGAUUUUGACAAGUUUUUAUGUGGGGCUGCAUAUAUUAAUGCUAGUUCAGGCUGUGAUUGGCAGGGGUUCAGUUAUUUGAUAAAUUCACAUGCCAUGUGCCAAAAGUACACAUGGGCUCAAGCGGUACUUAAUCAUCCAAUACUUCUUGAUCCUGCUCUGAGGAUUCAGUCUUAUAUAGCUCUGUAUGAGUGGGCAGACUCACUGCCCUUUGGUGUCCUAAAGAAAUUCUGCAAUGAUCUUUAUUGCCUGAUGCCUCAAUAUUAUGGAGAUAAUUUAUGGAAUCUUAUCAAGAAGUGUCCCGCUUGUUGUCAGAUAUAUUCCAAUGGCACUUAUACUGGAUUUAUCUAUAAGAAUAUCAUCAAAUUUGUGAGAAACAUGAUUGACCAUGGACAUGCAGACUUUGCGGCAAUCAAUAAUGGGAGUUGGACUGACAUGGAUCUUUACAAUAAAAUAAAUGAUCUUUUUGCCGGUUUCAUGAGCCUGGCAUAUUCAGUUUCGAAAGCUACCGCCAAGGAUAGGGAUUUGCUGCGCAAGGGAGUACAACGUCUCCCAUAUUAAUAAUUGCAUAAAGUCCUGGGAGAUGUGUGAAGAGGAAGGCUACUUCAGAACUGAAACUCACUCCAUGUGUGCUAGACCUGAAGUAUACUUGCACUGGUGGCAAUUGUUGGAACUUAGAAGCGGACUCUGUUAAUUCCUCCAUUAAUAGUUGCAAUGUAUUAAUAGCAUAGACAUAUGCCCUAUGCUUUGUUUGAACUAUAGGGAGAAUGUAGUACUCUGUACUUAUGUGUUCUAUAUGAAACUCUAGCGUUUAUUUGACACUGGUUAGGGAGAACGUGGUACUCCUAUGUGCUUUCUAUGAACUCUGCGAGGAAGUAUUUAACUCUCAUAAUGCUUUGUGAGAUGAGCUAUAGGGAAGGAAGAGUGUACUAUAAUGCUCCAUUGAUCUUUAUGAAAUGUGUGGCUGUUUGUUUA